Hyaloscypha bicolor E is the source of this 2887-nucleotide messenger RNA. RefSeq lists its product as uncharacterized. Gene Ontology annotation, biological process: nuclear-transcribed mRNA catabolic process, nonsense-mediated decay. The transcript has 4 exons. The record is from RefSeq and is a predicted model, not a curated record. NCBI's taxonomy places the organism in Eukaryota, Fungi, Ascomycota, Leotiomycetes, Helotiales, Hyaloscyphaceae. The coding region runs from base 88 to 2598 and encodes 836 amino acids. Gene Ontology annotation, cellular component: telomerase holoenzyme complex. Gene Ontology annotation, molecular function: telomeric repeat DNA binding; telomerase RNA binding; protein binding.
UCGAUUUGCGGAGCUCCUCCCUACGCAAAUCUAGCAGAGAUCAGCGGUGGAGCGUAACACCUCUGCAACCAUAGCACAACGAAAGCAAUGGCCGCGCCGGUCAUACAACAAUGGGAGUAUGCGCAGCAGGUUGAGGGCGGCCUGAUCCCGCUCUUGUCGAAAUGGGGAAGAGAGGGACCGACGUUCGAGCAGAUCGAUGACCUGAUAAAUGAGUAUCGCAAGGCCUCCGAGAAUACUGUCUUCCUCGAUUUCGAAUAUGCUGCCAGCCAAGGAGUUGGAAAACGUCUGUGGGACGCCCAUACCAAGAUCAACAACAGAUAUAAGAAGCUCUUGGUUGAAUAUCGCAAGGGAGACCAGAAGAAGAUGGUCGUCGAGAAGCGCAAGUUCGAGAAACGAUACGCCGACUUCAUCAAGACCAGCCAGUUCUUCUACAAGGGUUACAUCCAACGUCUUGCAUCUCACUUUGCCGGCAUGAAGGGACUGCACCGGAUUGCCAACCGACUUUCGCUCAGCACACUCUCUGUGGACGAGCGUAUUCAACCCACCCCGCAUGUCGAGCACCUUAUCGAGAUGUCUUGCCAUGCCACUCUCCUACGCCUAGGUGAUCUCUCUCGCUAUCGCAACAAUAUGAGAACCAAGGAUCGUAGCUGGGAUCCUGCAAUGGCAUACUAUAGCUUGGCUAAUGAUCUCUACCCGGAUUCUGGUGCCGCUCAUAAUCAAAUGGCCGUCAUUGCUACGACCGAUGGUAAUCAUUUGGAUGCUGUCUAUCACUUUUAUAGAGCCAUUGCCACAAAGGAGCCCCACCCCCUUGCCCAAGGAAACCUUGAAUUGGAGUUCAAAAAGAUCAUUACGUCCUGGCAGAAGAAGCGUCCAAAUCCAAAGACUGGCAGUCUCCCGACCCUCAUCUGGUGGUUCGUUCUUCUUCAUGCAAAGUUCUACGAAGGGGCUGAUUUUUCGACCCACGAAGAGCUUGAGAACGAAGUUCUGUCCCGACUGGCUUUGCUUCUCAAAGAACAGUCCUUCGGUGAAACUUUGGAGAAAUUUGUCCUUAUCAAUCUCGCUGCAGAGUCUCUUGCUGGUGACAGAUUCAGAAAACAAGGUGACGAAGCCAGGCCUGAGAUCAUCAAGUCAUACCUCUUCUGCCUUGGGCUUAACGUUCGGAUGAUGUUCGUGCUCCUUCAGGUUCUGUUGCCAGAGCUUGAAGGUCCAGCCAGCGGCGAGGAACUUCCGAGUGGUGCAGGAGGUUCACGAUCUGAUAGACCGAAUGAGAAGAUCACCGCUAUUGCAGCUAGAGUCUUUCCAGCCCUACGCCAAUAUAGUGUCUGGCUUGCUUCUGGUGCUGGACUUAUCCUUACCUCUACCGGUACCGCCGCCAUUCAAGUCCAUACAAAGGAAAUGUGGAAGAUGUAUGCCGAUGUCCUUACCAGGCUCACAAAUUUCUUCCCUGUUGAAGAAUUGGGUUCGGUCAGUUACCUUUUGGAGGAGGAUGAAUCGACUGUUGGCUUCCAACCAUUGCGAAAUCCCUCACUGGGUGCUGAGUGUAACCUUUAUGUUGACGACAAGGGAGAGUUGAAACCUCGCAUUACCGACCUUGGUGUCAAGAGAGAUCUUCCCCAUGUUGAGAUGCAAGCGCGAGUCUUAAAUAUUCUCCUUUGCGGUCUCAGCUUACAGCUCAAGGAAGAGAUUCCCCUCUCCCUGAGCAGAGAUACAGGCUCCCCGGCUUUUACUUUUGUUGAGGAGGGCCUGUCACUGGCCAGUCCAGUCCAGGUUCAAGCUUCAGCGUCGACCUACACGAGCCCGAUCCGAACCAACGGUGACUACAGCAUGCACGAACCGGCAGAUGGGACCGCCGAAGUCCGUGAUGGAAGUGUUGCAGCCUCCGACUCUCAUCAAAGCAUGGACACCGAUAUGCAUCGCAUGGUUGAGAGUCUCCUCGAGCCGCCGUCUAGUAGAAAUACUACCAGCAACGAGACAUCCUACGGCAUGCAUAGCGCUACUGCAAACGAGGUCUUCGCGCCCAUGAGAUCUAACGGCUUUGAGCCUCGUUUUCAGAGCACUCCCAAGAUGCUGCCGAGCCUGCCCGGUUUCUACAACUCAGCCUUCACACCGCAGCCCAAUGAACUUCAGCCUCUUAGCCCCAAUCGGCCGAUGACUGCACGCCAACUCUCACCUCUUCCUCUUGCUACGCCUGAGCAGCGUCUUCAGGCAGCAAUGGCUCUUGAUGAGGUCACUGGCUACGGCCCGACAAAGAACGGUUCAUUGGGAAGAAAAGCUUCGAGACCUCUGUCCAAUCCAAUUUCUCAGCCCGUCAGCCAAAUCCUGCAGGAAUCGCUUGCACAGCAGUUCAUGCCAAUACCGUCUUCUACUUUCUCGGAUUCGAGCAGCAUCUAUGUCAACAACACCCCGCAGCUCCAAAAUCGUGCUGUUGGUGGACCAUUGCGUGGCGGGCUUCCUCCUAUCAAUGGGAACAACUCUACGGUCUAUCCAGGUGCUAGUGAUUUCGACAAGACCACCAUGCUGCAAAGCUCUAUCUAUGAUGGCAGCCAGCCUGCCUGGGGCGGUUAUGCCCAGACACCUCCUGGCGGACAAGGCGGCUGAGGCAUUUCACGUCGCCUCUUGUACUGAGUAAACAUUUCGGCAUGAGAUAUACUUAUCAUCGAAAGCGCCAUAUUGUGUCCGACUCCAAUCUCGACCAUCCAUAUCCGAUUCGGAUAUUGUUGGCAGGAUUUCACCCAUCAUCUUCACCAGCACUGCACUUCGGCGAUCACAGCAUGAAUAUGCAUGGAGAUUGAAGGACUUUUUGGGGUCUCUAAUGCUAAAUUCUAUGCAUGAUCGUGGAGGAUCAUAAUCGGCCAUCUUCUUCAUAAGCAGCAGCCAAAUCGUCUGA